Messenger RNA from Danio aesculapii, 2933 nucleotides. RefSeq names its product cytoplasmic dynein 1 intermediate chain 1 (gene dync1i1a). Gene Ontology annotation, biological process: transport along microtubule. NCBI's taxonomy places the organism in Eukaryota, Metazoa, Chordata, Actinopteri, Cypriniformes, Danionidae. The transcript is spliced from 16 exons. Gene Ontology annotation, cellular component: cytoplasmic dynein complex. Gene Ontology annotation, molecular function: dynein heavy chain binding; dynein light chain binding. The record is from RefSeq and is a predicted model, not a curated record. Bases 328 to 2154 code for a protein of 608 amino acids.
UGUUUACAUUUGUGCGUCAAUGCGAUAUUUAGUCGCUAGGUGGCACUGUGGCCCUAGAGACAUUUAUUUGUAUAUUAAAACCAUUUGCAAGAGGAGAGGUGGGAUCUUUUAGUUAUCUUGAGGCGGUCAUUGAGCAUCUGCCACCUCUGAAAAAUGUAGGCCAUUGGCCUAAAAAUGUGCCAUCAUCUUCGUUGCAUUUGUGAACGAUCGCAUCGCACGACCUCCAGCAUGUUUUAAAUCAAGUGUCGAGUUGAAGCGGACGGCAGAUUGUGUACAUCAGCAGCAGUGAUACAGCAUAUUUACAGCAUCCGCACUGAACAGGACAAAAUGGCUGAUAAGAGUGACCUGAAAGCCGAACUUGAGCGCAAGAAACAGCGCCUUGCUCAAAUCCGAGAGGAAAAAAAGAGAAAGGAGGAAGAAAAGAAGAAGAAAGAGUCAGAGACACAACAGAAAGCAGAAGUGGCUCCUGAAGACUCUGAUUUGGACCGAAAGCGCAGAGAAACCGAGGCCCUGCUCCAGAGCAUCGGGAUCUCACCCGAGCCUUCAUUAGUCCCAACACCAAUGUCCCCAUCCAAAUCUAUGAGCACACCCAGUGAGACCGGCAGCCAGGAUUCAGUGGAUGGAGCAGCAGCUGGCAGACGCCGGGCGCACAGACUGGGACCUUCUAAAAUAACUCAGGUGGACUUCUUGCCCAGAGAAGUGGUUUCCUACUGUAAAGAGACUCAGACGCUGAACGCCGCUCAUCAGUCUGAAGAAGAUGAAGAAGAGGAUGAAGAGGUCACUGAGCCAAAAACUGGGCCUGAAACUGAUCUGCAAGAGGAGGAGGAAUGCAAGGACACAAAGGAAGGCCACCCGCGGGAGCUGACAGAGGAAGAGAAACAGCAGGUUUUGCACUCGGAGGAGUUUCUCAUCUUCUUUGACCGCAGCAUUCGUGUGAUGGAGAGAGCAUUAGCUGAGGACUCCAACAUCUUCUUCGACUACAGCGGACGAGACCUGGAAGAUAAAGAGGGAGACAUGCAGGGCGGCUCGAGUCUAUCUCUCAGUCGUCUGUUCUAUGAUGAGCACUGGUCAAAACAUCGGGUCAUCACCUGCCUAGACUGGUCACCUCAGUAUCCAGAGCUCCUGGUGGCCUCAUAUAACAACAAUGAAGACGCUCCUCAUGAGCCGGACGGAGUGGCUUUGGUGUGGAAUAUGAAGUUCAAGAAGACCACACCAGAGUACAUCUAUCACUGCCAGUCUCCUGUGGUGUCGGUGGGUUUUGCUCUGUUUCAUCCUAACCUGUUGGUGGGCGGUACAUAUUCGGGGCAGAUUGUUCUCUGGGAUAACCGAAGUCACCGGAGGACGCCGGUUCAGAGGACCCCGCUGUCUGCUGCUGCGCAUACACACCCUGUAUACUGCGUUAAUGUGGUCGGCACCCAGAACGCCAACAACCUGAUCACUGUGUCCACAGACGGCCGGAUGUGCUCCUGGAGUCUGGAUAUGCUCUCACAGCCUCAGGAGAGCAUGGAGCUUGUUUAUAACAAGUCUAAACCAGUCGCAGUGACUGGGAUGGCCUUUCCUACUGGAGACGUGAAUAAUUAUAUUGUUGGCAGUGAGGAGGGGACUGUGUAUACAGCUUCCAGACACGGCAGUAAAGCUGGCAUCUGUGAGAUGUUUGAGGGCCAUCAGGGGCCGGUGACAGGCAUCAGCUGUCACAGCGCUGUGGGCCCGGUCGAUUUCUCACACCUCUUUGUCACCUCUUCUUUCGACUGGACUGUGAAAUUGUGGAGCACAAAGCAAAACAAGCCGCUGUACUCGUUUGAGGAUAACGCAGACUAUGUGUACGAUGUGAUGUGGUCCCCGGUUCACCCCUCGCUCUUCGCGGCUGUGGACGGCAUGGGACGCCUGGAUCUCUGGAACCUGAACAACGACACUGAGGUGCCGUCUGCCAGUGUGACAGUAGAAGGAGCCCCGGCUCUGAAUCGUGUCCGCUGGGCCUCCGGAGGCCGAGAGGUGGCUGUUGGAGACUCAGAGGGACGAGUUUGGAUUUAUGAUGUCGGAGAGCUGGCCGUGCCACACGCUGACGACUGGACGCGCUUCGGACGGACACUGAUGGAGAUCCGGGCCAACCGAGGGGACGGGGAAGAGGAGGGUCCGGUGGAGCUCAGCACAUAAACAUACAGUUUCACGCACACAUGCAUACAGUUGAAGUCAGAAUUAUUAGCCCUCCUGUUAAUUACUUCACAUGUUUAACAGAGAGAAGAUAUUCUUCAACACAUUUCUAAACAUGAUAGUUUUAAUAACUCAUUUCUAAUAGCUGCUUUCUUUUAUCUUUGUCAUGAUGACACAAAAAACAACACAAAAUAAAACAAAUAAGACUUUCUCCAGAAGAAAAAAUAUGAUAGGAAAUACUGUCAAAAAUUCCUUGCUCUCUUAAAUAAGACUUGAGAAAUAUUUGAAAAAGAAUAAAUAUUGCAUAGGAGGGCUAAUAAUUUUUCUCUCAACUGUACAUCCAUAUACACAAACUGUAUACACACACACUCCGCAGACUCAGAACAACCCAGACUGAGCCUCAUGUAACACUGUUAGCAUGAACACUAGUACUGUGCUGUUUACUACAAUGAAAAUGAUUGUUUGUAUAAUGAUGAAAAUUGUGCCAUUGUUUAAUUGGGCUAGGUAGAAAUUAGGGAAGCGCCUAUUCAUUCAUUUUCUUUUCGGCUUAGUCGCUUUAAUAAUCAGGGGUCGCCACAGUGGAAUGAACCGCCAACUUAUCCAGCAUGUUUUAUCCAGCGGAUGCCCUUCCAGCUGCAACUCAUCACUGGGAAACACCCAUACACUCUCAUUCACACACAUACACUACGGACAAUUUAGCUAACCCAAUUCACCUAUAGCGCAUGUGUUGGAAACCGAAGCACCCCGAGGUUACCCACACCAACACGGGAAGAACAUGCAAA